This is a messenger RNA of Malania oleifera, 2934 nucleotides long. Its product is annotated as pentatricopeptide repeat-containing protein At1g71420. The transcript has 2 exons. Lineage: Eukaryota; Viridiplantae; Streptophyta; Magnoliopsida; Santalales; Ximeniaceae. Gene Ontology annotation, biological process: RNA modification. Gene Ontology annotation, molecular function: zinc ion binding; protein binding; RNA binding. The record is from RefSeq and is a predicted model, not a curated record. The coding region runs from base 734 to 2677 and encodes 647 amino acids.
AGAUCGAGUUUGCGAUAGGAUUAGCAUCAGAUCUGGGCAAAUCUUGUCUGGCAACACAGAGCGCACUGUUUAUGUUGGUCUGUUUUCUCUCCCUCUCUUUCAAUUUUGUUCUCGAUCUGCCUCUUCGGCCUUGCUUGUUCUUGAUGAAAAAUAUUUUCUGGCGUAAUGUUAGUUUUCCGCAAGAAAAUUCGCACUUUCUGGUGAAGAUGUGUAAUGUUUCCAAAAAUAUUUAGCGUUCUGUGUGUUUCGAAGGAUAGUUGAAUGGUUCGUCUCGUUGAAAUUUGUAGUUUUCUUGGAAACAUCGUCUUUUGAUUUCUCCUUUGUCGGGAAAAAAAUGAGGUUUCGCACGGUGCGAAAUAAGAAUACGAAAUAUAUUCUUAUUUGUGUUAAACUACUGGGAGAAAAAAAUGAUAAACCCUUUUUUAUUUUGCCGAAUUUUUGUGCAGAUAGUUUACCGAUUAAAUAAAUUAUUUCAUAUUGUUAACGAAGACUGGAAGAGGCCGAGGUGCUUGUGCUCUGCAGGCGCGGCCGCCCCCAAGAAGCUGUCUCCCUGUUCUACACUGUCAAUGGGCCGCCAUCGUCACCAUCUCAAACCUGCCAAAUUUACGCUUCCCUCUUCCAUGAAUGCGCUCGCCAUGGUCUCAUCCAGCAAGGCCAAGCCCUCCACGGCCACCUGCUUGCCCACAACCCCACCGCCCAUUCUGACCUCUACAUUACCAACCAUCUAAUCAAUAUGUACGCUAAAUGCGGUUACUUAGAGUACGCCCGCCGGCUGUUUGAUGAAAUGCCGCACAGAAACAUUGUUUCUUGGACUGCUCUCAUUUCUGGUUAUGCACAACACGGCCGAGCUGACGAGUGUUUUUGUGUGUUUUCGGACAUGCUGAUUUACUGCCGACCGACUGAAUUUGCAUUCGCAAGUGUUCUUAGUUCGUGUGGCAAGCACGAUGGCAACCGUGGACGGCAGGUACAUGCCUUUGCCUUGAAAACAUCCUUUGAUGUUUAUGUUUUUGUAUCAAAUGCUCUGAUUUCCAUGUAUUUCAAGAGCUGUGAUUGUGGUGGGAUUGGCAAUGUUGAUGGUAAAGAUGAUGCUUGGACUGUGUUCAAGACUAUGGAGUACCGCAAUUUGAUUUCUUGGAAUUCAAUGAUUGCAGGGCUUCAGCUUUGUGGACUUGAGGCUCAAGCUAUCAGUGUUUUCUCCCAAAUGCAUUGUGAUGGCGUUGGGUUUGAUCGUGCAACACUGCUGAGCGUCUUUUCUUCCCUCUGUGGAAUCAACUGCAGUGACAUCGAUUUGGGUCUUAAGGCUUGUUUUCAGCUGCACUGUCUCACAAUCAAAACUGGGUUUCAUUCAGAAACUGAAGUAGCGACUGCUUUAGUGAAAGCUUACUCAAAUCUUGGAGGGGAGGUAGCAGAUUGCUAUGGGAUAUUCUUGGAGACAAAUGGCUGUCGGGAUGUUGUUUCAUGGACUGGGAUUAUAACAGCAUUUGCUGAACAGGCCCCAGAAGAAGCCCUCUUCCUUUUCUGUCAGUUCUGUCAAGAGGGCUUGACUCCAGACCGUUAUACUUUGUCAAUUGUAUUGAAAGCAUGUUCUGGCCUAGCAACUGAACGAUGUACUUGGGUUGUCCAUGUGCAGAUUAUCAAAGCUGGAUUUGAAGAUGACACUGUGCUUAAAAAUGCUUUGAUUCAUGCAUAUGCAAGGUGUGGCUCGAUUAUUUUGUCAAAAAAAGUUUUCAAUGAAAUUCUUAUUCAUGAUAUUAUUUCUUGGAAUUCAAUGUUGAAGGCUUAUGCUUUGCAUGGGCUGGCUACGGAGGCAUUGCUGCUUUUUUCACAAAUGAAUGUCAAGCCUGAUGCCACGACCUUUGUUUCUCUCCUCUCAGCUUGUGGCCAUUCUGGAAUGGUCAAAGAAGGAACUAAAGUUUUUGAUGCAAUGUCCACAAAUUAUGGUAUUGUUCCUCGAAUUGAUCAUUAUGCAUGCAUGGUUGACAUUCUUGGACGAGCUGGGCGGAUUCCUGAAGCUGAGGAGCUUGUAAGCAGAAUGCCAAUGAAGCCUGAUUUUGUGGUGUGGAGUGCUUUGCUUGGAGCAUGCAGAAAACACAACGAGACUCGAUUGGCCAAGUUAGCAGCCACUAAACUGAAUGAGUUGGAGCCCACAAAGUCAUUAGGAUAUGUGCAGAUGUCAAACCUAUAUAGCUCAAGUGGUAGUUUUAAUGAAGCGAGUCUAAUUAGGAAAGAGAUGAGCGGCAGUAGAGUGAGAAAAGAGCCUGGACUAAGCUGGAUUGAGAUUGGGAAUAAGGUGCACGAGUUCACAUCUGGGGGCCGAAACCAUCCCCAAAGGGAUAUCAUAUGUGCCAAGCUUGAAGGGCUGGUGGGACAGUUAAAGGAGAAAGGUUAUGUGCCAGAAACAAGCCUAGCACUGCAUGACGUAGAGGAGGAGCAAAAGGAGGAGCAAAUGUAUCAUCAUAGUGAGAAGUUAGCUUUGGUAUUUGCUCUGAUGAAUGAAGGUGGUUUUGACUAUACUGGAGGUGUUAUAAGGAUUAUGAAGAACAUCCGGAUUUGUGUGGACUGCCAUAACUUCAUGAAACUGGCAUCAAAUCUUUUUCAAAAGGAGAUUAUUGUGAGAGAUUCAAACCGUUUUCACCAUUUUAGAGAUAAUAUGUGCUCUUGCAAUGACUAUUGGUAGAUGACCAGCGUUAGUCAGUUAUAGUUUGUUUUGAAGCUGCCUCUACAACAGAUUUCCAAAAAAAAUUCUACAAUAUACAUUGGUCAAACUGAAUCAUCUCAUAAAUUUCCAAAUUUCCAAACUGAAGCAUCGUCUUUUGAUUUCUCCAUUGUCGGGAAAAAAAGAGGUUUUGCACGGUGCAAAAUAAGAAUGCAAAAUAUGUUCUUUUUUGUGUUAAACUAUUGGGAGAAAAAAAUGAUAAUGAUAAACCUUUUUUU